GCUGGGUCCUUGUGCCCUCAGGCUGGUGGCCACGUCUCCCGGAAGAUGGAUCCGGGUAGCCCUGCCUAGCCCGCGGCCUGGUGGCACUGCAUCCCCUGCCACGACUGCCGGUUUCCCCACCACCCGAUCUUAUUCCUUGUCGGUUUGGGCCCGAGUCUGAAAGCCUGGCUCCACACAGCGAGGCGGGGGGCCGGGACAAAGCGAGGCUGAGGGGUGAGCUUUAGAAGACCAUCUUUGACUUCCAUUAUGUCUUGGCUUGUUGACCUGGCUGGAAAGGCAGAGGACCUUCUUAACAGAGUAGAUCAAGGAGCUGCGACUGCUUUAAGCAAGAAGGAGAGUCCAGGCAAUGUAACUUACAGCAAUAGCCACUUAGAGGAUGCCAGUGAAUAUCCAGGACGGUACCUUCAAACUCAAGAACAGCAGUAUCACACAUCUUCUAAAUUGAACUUUAUUUCCUCGGCUGCAGAUAACAUUAAACAGUCAAAAGCAUCUAUCCUGGCUGGAUCUGCUAAUGUGAAAGUGACACCUCGGACAUCAGUGGAAGCACCAUUGCCUGCAGAGGCACCUAGGCCAUCUUCUCAGUUUGUGAGGAGGAAAAAGUCUGAACCAAAUGAUGAACUACUGUUCAACUUUCUCAAUAGCUCUGAAAAAGAACCAAAUGGGAAAAAGGACCUUAAAAGAGAGAAAAGCAAAACAGCUGCUGCUCAAAGUCAUUCUCGGACUUCAAGCAUGAGCUCCAUGUCAGCAAGUUCACAGAAUGUGAAAACUGGGGAAGAUGCUUCUGUUCGGGGUCCAGGCGAUGAGACUCCUGACAGUUCCAGUUCUGGACUAGAGACUGAUGUGGAUGUUAAAAAAGAUUCAUCACAGAGUACAGAAGCUAAUCGUACCGUCAUACCCACUGAUAGCAGAUCUCAUGAAUUGUCCAAUCUUCGCCUUGAGAACCAGCUUCUUCGGAAUGAAGUGCAAUCUUUAAAUCAAGAAAUGGCAUCAUUAAUUCAGCGAGCCAAAGAAACCCAGACAGAGUUAAACAAUGCCCGAGCAAGAGUCGAAAAGUGGAAUGCGGAUAAUUCGAACAAUGACAGACUUGUUCGAGAACUUCAGGCUCAGGUUGAUGAUCUGACUGAAGCAGCUGCUGCCAAGGAUUCCCAGUUGGCUGUCCUGAAAGUUAGGUUACAAGAAGCUGACCAGCUUCUGAAUUCACGGAAUAAAGCUCUGGAAACACUACAGAAUGAAAAAACACGGAUAAUUCAGGAUAACAGUGAAGGGAAUAGCCUCCACAAUCAAGCUCUCCAGACCCUUCAAGAGAGGUUACAUGAUGCAGAGUCCGCCCUGAGACGGGAACAAGAAAGCUACAAACAGAUGCAGAAUGAGUUUGCUGCACGUCUCAGUAAAAUGGAAGCAGAACGUCAGAACUUGGCGGAAGCAGUGACGGCAGCUGAGCGCAAGUGUGCAGAGGAAAAGCGGAGAGCAGACGAGUGCCAGCAGCAAGUGAAAGGAUCUAAAGCUAUGUUGGAGGCUGCUAAGCAAGAGCUGGUGGACUACAAACAGAAAGCCACACGCAUACUCCAGUCAAAAGAAAAGCUGAUCAACAGCCUGAAAGAAGGCUCCGGUAUUGAAGGACUGGAUAGCCAAACAGCAAGCAUCAUGGAGUUGGAAGAGCUGAGACACGAGCGGGACAUGCAUAAGGAGGAGAUGCAGAUCCUGCGGGGCCAGAUACAGCAGCUAAGAACGGAACUGCAGGAUAUGGAAGCACAGCAGAUAAAUGAAGCAGAGUCCACAAGAGAACAGAUUCAGGAUCUGCAAGAUCAAAUUCUGACACACAAAACUGCCAAACAAGAAGUGGAGGCUGAACUUGAGAGGCAGAAACAGGAGCUCCAUUAUGCUGAAGAAGAACUGUACCGGACAAAGAAUACUUUGCAGAGCCGAAUAUCAGACAGAGAUGAGGAAAUUCAGAAACUGAGAAAUCAGUUAACGAACAAAACCUUGAGCAGCAGCAGUCAAUCAGAGUUGGAAAAUCGGUUGCAUCAGUUGACAGAGACACUCAUUCAGAAGCAGACCAUGCUGGAGAACCUCAGCACAGAAAAGAACUCCUUAGUCUACCAGCUGGAGCGGCUGGAGCAGCAGCUGAAGACUGUCCAAGGCCCUUCAACAAAUGGUCCCUCCAUUAAUAUGGCGGGCAUUGACAGUGGUGAAGGCACUCGCAUGCGAAAUGUUCCAGUCCUUUUUAGCGAUCUUGACGUGAAUGCAGCAGGCAUGUAUGGCAAGGUCCGCAAAGCUGCCAGCACCAUAGACCAGUUUAGCAUUCGACUUGGGAUCUUUCUACGACGGUAUCCCAUUGCAAGGGUAUUUGUAAUCAUUUAUAUGGCAUUGCUUCACCUCUGGGUCAUGAUUGUUCUACUUACCUACACCCCAGAAAUGCAUGAUAGCCCAAGUGGGAAAUAAAACAUACUACUGGAAUCAGAGCACCAUACUCAUAGGGUUAACGAAGCCUUCAUCGUCAACAAGAAGAGCAAAAAAGCAAUUUAUAAAGACUCAUUGGAAGGCAGAGCUUUUGACAUAAAAAAGUAGGACAGCCAUUGCAUCUGUUCUCUCACUGCUUUGGCAAACUAAAAUUCUUUGGCAGGUGAUCUAAAUUAAGUAUAUUUUCCUUCCGUGAAACAGAAGUAAAUUCUAUGGGAAAAAAGUGACUGAAGACGCAAGCUUAUGUAUGUUUAGAAAGAGAAGAGUCCAGCAAUUUCCUGCAUUCCCCAGCCAGCCUGGGGAAUGCUGGGAGAUCUAGGAUUUGUUUUCAGUCUAAACUUUGCAUAACAUGGAAUCCUAAGUGAAGUGUAGCCUCUUUUCUCUCUUUAUCAUUCUGUUAGUGGUACACAAACAUUGACAUAUGUAUACCUGUAGAGAAUUACUCUGUUUUUUAAGAGCGUAGAUGUAUAUGAUACAUACUGUAUUUUUGAUCUGACAGAAAAUGGGCUGUGAUCAGGGAAAUUAACUGUACUUAGGAGCUGAAAUAAAUAUUUGUUUCUGUUCUGUUCUUUGCCUUUUAACUCUGUAAAUAUACAUAUUUAACUUUCCUUUAACUUGUUCAUAUAUCACAGAACUGAGAGCUACUUGGCAGAAUUAUUUUUUUCUGUAAAUAGACUUAAAGACAAAUAAAAAUAUAUUGUGCAUUGGUUUAAUUUUGCUCCUUUAAAAUUUCACAAAUGUAUCUUCCAAAGUAAUACAGAAAACUGGUAUUUCAAUGCAUAUUUUAACAGUAAUGUAUAUUAGUGUACAUACAGAACUUUAAGACCAAGUGCCUUGUCUUUUGCACCUGACAUUGCCUAUUAGUUGCCUUAUUACAUCUUUCUUGUCUUUACAUUUUCAUGGUAUCCAUCUUAACAUUUUGGGCAUUUAAUAGCGAUUUCAUUUUUAUUGACUUGUGAAUUCCAACUAGACUCAGUUACAUUAAUCUGUAAAGGGUUCAUUGUUAAGGGAGCUGCCAGAUGACAAUAAAAGCAGCAACCCAACUCAA
This is a messenger RNA of Varanus komodoensis (Komodo dragon), 3508 nucleotides long. It is a transcript of the gene GOLGA5, whose product is annotated as golgin A5. The record is from RefSeq and is a predicted model, not a curated record. Gene Ontology annotation, cellular component: Golgi membrane; Golgi cisterna. Gene Ontology annotation, biological process: Golgi organization; retrograde transport, vesicle recycling within Golgi. NCBI's taxonomy places the organism in Eukaryota, Metazoa, Chordata, Lepidosauria, Squamata, Varanidae. The transcript is spliced from 13 exons. Bases 247 to 2442 code for a protein of 731 amino acids.